This is a messenger RNA of Pomacea canaliculata, 1002 nucleotides long. RefSeq lists its product as uncharacterized. Lineage: Eukaryota; Metazoa; Mollusca; Gastropoda; Architaenioglossa; Ampullariidae. The transcript is spliced from 3 exons. Gene Ontology annotation, biological process: G protein-coupled receptor signaling pathway. Gene Ontology annotation, cellular component: plasma membrane. The record is from RefSeq and is a predicted model, not a curated record. Gene Ontology annotation, molecular function: G protein-coupled receptor activity. Bases 1 to 1002 code for a protein of 333 amino acids.
AUGUUUGAAGUCACUUGUUCAGCUUCACCUCCUUUCGUUGGCUACGUUUCCACAGGGACCGAGAGCUACACGAUGAUCCAGCCUGCAACCUUCACAGCGGACACAGUGAAAGAGUUCAUUCAAAAUAUACAUUCCACUCUGCGUGGGGUGGGGAUCGUCGGCAACUUCCUGUGCUUCGUCACGCUUGUGUUCUCCAGCCUGCGCCGCACCUCCACCUGUAUCUACAUGGCCGCCAUCGCGGUCCUCGACACUCUCAUCUUGGUGCUGGAUUUCUGCGUCCUGUUGCGCGGCUACCUAGGCGAGACAAGGUUCUACUUGCAAAGCAACUGGUCUUGCGGCGUCCAAUACUUCCUCUUCUACUUUUCCAUUCACUUCGACGUCCUUCUCCUGAUAGCCAUGACCUUUGAUCGCUACAUAGCCUUGCGCAAGUCGCGUCAGUUCAGUCAGCAGUUCACCCACAGGAGGCGCCACCUGCAAGGCGGGCGAAGCAUUAGCUGGUCGCAAGACCUGCGCGCGGAAGUGGAACGGGGCGCAAGUGAAAGUAGCAUGCACACCAUAGACAGCGACAUCAACAUCAUCAUCAACUCCCCGGGAGAGAUGACAGUAGCGACGCCAGGAAAUGGUGCAACAUACAGCUUGGCAUCCCCCUCGCCGAUGACGCCGACAGCAAGGACGAAGGUAUCGAAUGCCGGCAGCGUUAGAAUGGCCAGAAACACCAACAUCACCGUCAUGCUAUUGCUCGUGUCCUUAACCUUCUUGCUGCUGACCUCACCUGUCGUCAUAGUCCUGCUGUACAAGCGUUACUACUGGCUGCCCACCAGGGACGAGGAGAAGGCCAAAGUUCGUCUGGUGCACGCUUUCGUGGACAACCUCAUGUACACCAACCACGCCGUCAACUUUCUGCUCUAUUGUAUCAGCGGCCGUCGCUUCCGAAUGGAGUUCAAGCGCACAGUAACUCGGUUUUGCAGCUGCCGGCUUUUAGUCAAAAGGCACAAGAAUUAA